CGCGGACCGCGAACCGCCACAGUGUUGUCGACAAGAAGGAUACACGAAGGCGAGAAAUUCUUGUUUUUUUUUUACAUCCGAACAGCGAAAAUCACGAGGAAAACGAUGGUGGAUGCACGUUCUAAAGGGUCAUCGAACGAAUAAACUCAACUGCUGUGGACACGUAAACCAUUCGUGGGUGAAGUGAAACACAUGUGUCGGCCAAACCGUGUUUUCCACUCUAGAGUGCCCGUCCCGUGUUUGAUCCGUGAAAAUUUCACGUUUAGAAAGCCAACUUGUAUUCCAGUUACGAUAAUCUGCAGAAAAUCAACGUGUCCGAGUUUAAACACAUCGAUUAACGUGAUGAGUUGCUUCUUCGAAAUGGAAUAAAACUUAUUGCAGAAGGCGGCAGUGCGUGGGUGGGUGGGUGUCUAGCGAUUGCCACUCAUGUACAUAAAAUUCCUUUUGGAAUUUUAUACAAAAUGUUGCUAUCGAACCAAUGAUAGUGCACUUUUAUAUUCAGUGUUAUUUGGUUCAAUUGAUAUGUAUUAAUUGGCACAUUAUUCAUGCAAACCUUUUUAGACACAAGAAAAAAAAUAUCAGUUAAAUUUCACACCAACACUGUCAAUUUUUUGGCUAGUGUCAAUCUGACAGUUUUAAAUGUAUAAGAUGAACGUAAUUACGUUUCUAAAUUGUUAUCAAUAGUAUUACUAUUGAAGGGAACAUAUAUAGUUGAUUAACAUCAACAUUAUUACAGAAAGUUUUCUUUCGAUUGUGGACUGAUAUUUUGUUUUAUAAAAUUACUUUAUGAAAAAUGCUUUCCUUAAACUCUGAAAUGAAAGUAAUGUAGCAAGUCUCUAUCAAUUGUCGUUCGCAGCUUCAAGAGAAGGACCUUACAGUCCUGCCUCUUUUUGUAAACUGAUAUUAAGAGGCUAAAGUAUGAAAGGUCAAGCGGAGAAAAAUGGAUAUCGAUAAAGUGUCAGCAUGCGUGAGAAGUCAGCAGAAUGUCAUGCUCACGCAGGUCACGUGAGGGGCACAACAGAAAUGUGCUCACGUGAUCCUUCUACAUUGCAUUCAACCCUUACCAAGGCAAAUGGUAAAAAUUCAAGCCCACAGUCAACUCAUCAUUCGGAAGCACAUAUUGACAGCAAUUUACUUCCAACACCCGGUGGACGAUUAAAAUUUUUUAAAGAUGGAAAAUUUAUUUUGGAACUAUCCCAUCGUAGAGAUGGAGAAAGAACCACAUGGUUUCCAGUCCCAAAGAAAACAUUUUGGCCACCAGCCAGUACAACUCCAAAUAGGCAAGAGAGUUCAACGUCUCUUAGUGUUUCUGAUGAUAAUUCAUCGGUUCAGUCAAGUCCUUGGCAAAGAGAUCAUUGUUGGAAGCAAGCAAACCCAAGACGUAGGAUAUCUACAGAAUUCAAUUUUUAUUAUUAUAGAAAUCCAAGAAAUCGUCUGUGCGCGCAUCCUCGCUUAAUCGCAAGAAAGCGUAGACGUCCACUAGAUCCUACUUCUUUGUUGCUCGUUCCAGAAUCAGUAACAAAUUAUACUAAACCAAUGCGUAAAGCAAACGGUACACCAACAGGGAAGGUUUUAAAUCUAAUUAUCGACAAAUUGGCGCGUCUUCUAGAUCCUAAUGUUGUUUCACCUCGCAAACGUAUUUUACGCGAAUUAGAAAAAGUUUCAUUGGAAGAUCAGGCAUCCAAAAGACGUGCAACACCGCAGCCUGUUUGUACAACGACUGCUCCUACAUCUUCGCCAAAACAAUUAUCAUCAUACAGUAUAACUAGUAUCUUGGGAGAAGACAAACCGAGUCACGAACAAGGCUUUUUGAGAAAUUUAUUGAAACCGGAUGACAGACAAACUGCGAAAUACUCAUCAAGUAAUUCGUAUCCGAGGGUACGAAUGGAUCCGUAUAUUGGUACAACUAAUACACCUUUGCAACAUCCGCUUUAUGGUGUACCAAUGUUACCUCCUGGACCAUAUAGAGCUCCUUUAUGGAUGCAUUACCCAUCACCCGUCCAUUAUCCACCUCCUAUGCCAUUAUAUGCACCACCACCUCCUCAUCCCCCAUCUCCUCCGGUUCAUCAUUACAAAGACUAUAGGGAACAAACUCUCACACCUCCUUCAGAUAUGCCUCUAAAUCUGUCGAAGCAUGCGGGUUGAAUCUCAGGAUCCUAAAAGUUGGUGCCUUAUAAAUGGACAAAACUGCGCAAACACUGCCCGUGCAACGACAAUGCGAUAUAUUAGUAUUUUUUUAUUCGUUAACAGUAGUAUCAUAGUAAGUAGAAACAUGCAACCAGAAAAGCAAAGUCUGGGUGCUAUUCUUGUACAUAUAAAUGCAUAAACUGUCCAAGUUGGCAUAGGUAUUUUAUAUUAAUAUUAAAUUAAAUCAUGAGUAGUAUUAUGCAAUUUUUAUCGUAAUUAAUAUUAUGUAUGCAUUACAUAAUUGAGAAUGUGUAUGUUGCAUAAUCUUUUACUUGAUAUAUCUUCAUUGUUUUAGUUACAAAAAUUGUACUUUUUCACAAAUUUGACACUACAAAAGUGUAUAAAUGUGUUCACAUAUUAAGAUUUAUCUAGUUCGAUGUUUAUUUUAUUAGCUAUUUCUACUACUCAUGAUUCAGAUACCACCAUGAAAAAAUGGAGCAUGCUCUCACCUUGCGCAUCUCACUUAUACAUUAUCUUGUUAUUCUUACUAACGUUACUGUCAUUAUCAUUAAUAAAUGAAACGACUAUUCAUUUUAAAAGAUUCAUAAGAAAGACAUAGAAUUAUGUACAGAACAGAUUAUUACCUAUAUUUAGUAUAAAUAAUUAUUCCUAUGAAUAGUAAUAUGAUAAUAAAUUUAGAUUGAUAGCAUCCACAACAGUAUACAUUUAUUUAUAUAAUAUUAGUAAACAAAAUUGCUUGGUAAAGACCGUGGGGUGUGCCUUAAAUGAUACCUAAAUUGCAACAAACUAAAUUGUAAACAUUUUCAUGGAUAUGUACUAUCGCUACUACUACUAUUAUUACUACUAUUAGUACUGUGUAUAUAUGAAUAUAAACUUUACGUUACGUAUUUGCAUCAAAUCGACAUUCGUCACUAUUUAUUGUUAGUCAGGCGCAUUACCAAACAUUUUUCGCAAAGGCAAGCUCACACAGGCUCUACAAACUAGUGAGUAAUUCUAAUUAUUCAUUUAUAUACAUUUUUUAUUAAUUGAAACAGAUGAAAUAUGUGACUGCGCGCAAGCAAUUGUAUAGAAAGACUAAUUUCGUAAAUAUAUAAAUAUUUCAUAUACUAUACGAGAGCUUUUCAUUUAUUGUCACGUUACGUAUUUUUUAUGUUUAU
Molecule: messenger RNA, 3305 nt
Organism: Megachile rotundata (alfalfa leafcutting bee)
Lineage: Eukaryota; Metazoa; Arthropoda; Insecta; Hymenoptera; Megachilidae
Gene: H
Product: transcriptional corepressor hairless
Source: RefSeq, a predicted model, not a curated record